GUUAUGCCAGUUAUUUGUACAAACUCAUCCCGCGAAUUUCAUCUCACGCGGUCUCUUUUGAUUCUCCUCUCUUCGUUCGUUACUCCUUCUUCACAGAAAAAGAAAAUCGUAGGAUAUAUACAGUGGCGGUGAGAAUGGAAAAUGCAAUUUCAUCCAGCUUGGCGAGAACGAAAUCGGAGGAUAUGGAGGAGACGGGGGCAACGACAAGUAUGAAAUCGCCCCCGUCAGCGGAGGGUGGCGGAGUGCUGUCGAGGAAAUCGAGCAAGAGGAUGACAGCGGCCUCGCCGAGUGGGGGCGGAGGAAGAAGCACACACAUAAGGAGGGCGAGGAGCGCUCAGUUGAAGGUGGAUGUGGAUGAGGUUGGCAGCGGCGUGGCUCUGAGUCGAGCUUCUAGCGCUAGCUUGGGCCUCUCGUUCUCCUUCACUGGCUUCACUCUCCCUCCCGAUGAAAUCGCCGAUUCAAAACCUUUCAGCGACGAAGAUAUCCCGGAGGAUAUUGAAGCCGGAACUCAUAAGCCUAAGUUCCAGACAGAACAUACUCUGCCAAUAUAUCUGAAGUUCACCGACGUGACCUACAAGGUAGUGAUUAAAGGCAUAACUAGAACUAAGGAAAAGGAUAUCUUGAAGGGGAUCACUGGUUCUGUUAAUCCUGGGGAAGUUUUGGCAUUAAUGGGUCCUUCAGGAAGUGGAAAGACAUCUUUGUUAAAUCUGCUAGGAGGAAGGUUAAUUCAGUCCACAAUUGGUGGCUCUAUCACUUACAAUGACCAACCUUAUUCCAAGUUUCUAAAGAGCAGGAUUGGAUUCGUGACACAGGACGAUGUUCUGUUUCCUCACCUUACUGUUAGAGAAACAUUGACGUAUGCUGCUCGCUUAAGAUUGCCAAAUAUACUAACGAAAGAGCAAAAGGAAAAACGAGCUUUGGAUGUCAUCGAAGAGCUGGGAUUAGAGAGGUGCCAAGAUACUAUGAUAGGAGGUUCCUAUGUUCGAGGAGUAUCUGGUGGAGAGAGGAAGAGGGUUUGUAUUGGCAGUGAGAUCAUAAUCAACCCUUCUCUUCUAUUUCUUGACGAACCAACUUCUGGUUAGGAUUCUACGACAGCUUUAAGGAUAGUUCAAUUGCUACAUGACAUAGCAGAGGCAGGAAAAACCGUAGUGAUAACAAUCCAUCAACCAUCUAGCAGACUCUUCCAUAAAUUUGAUAAAUUGAUCCUUCUAGGAAAAGGGAGUUUGCUUUACUUUGGAAAAGCAUCUGAAGCAAUGGACUAUUUUCAGUUUAUAGGGUGUGCACCCCUUAUUACCAUGAACCCAGCUGAGUUUUUAUUAGACCUUGCAAAUGGAAACGUGAAUGAUAUUUCUGUACCAUCAGAGUUAAAGGAUAGAGUGCAGGUAGGAAAUGCUGAAGUUGAAACAUGCAAUGACAAACCAUCUGCUUCAGUUGUACAAGAGUAUCUGGAAGAGGCAUAUGAUUCUCGAGUGGCAGAAAUAGAGAAGACAAAGUUAAUGGUUCCUGUCCCUCUCGAUGAAGAACUGAAGUCUAAAAUCUAUUCUUGUAAAAGACAGUGGGGGGCAAGUUGGUUUGAGCAAUUUUCUAUACUGUUUUCAAGAGGAUUCAAAGAGAGGAAGCAUGACUAUUUUAGCUGGUUGAGAAUUACCCAAGUUCUUUCCACUGCAGUCAUCUUAGGAUUACUUUGGUGGCAAUCAGAUGCUAACAACCCAAAAGGUUUGCAAGAUCAGGCAGGACUUCUCUUCUUUAUUGCUGUGUUUUGGGGAUUUUUUCCUGUCUUUACUGCCAUAUUCACAUUUCCUCAAGAGAGGGCCAUGCUGACUAAGGAACGAACAACGGAUAUGUACAGACUAAGUGCAUAUUUUGUGGCUAGAACUACAAGUGACCUUCUACUGGACCUGGUGUUACCAGUCUUUUUCCUCCUUGUUGUUUAUUUCAUGGCCAGUUUGAGACUCAGUGCAGGGCGUUUUUUUCUUAGUAUUCUUACGGUUUUUCUCUGCAUCAUAGCAGCUCAGGGACUUGGGCUUGCAAUCGGGGCUACACUAAUGGAUUUGAAAAGGGCAACAACUUUGGCUUCAGUAACCGUGAUGACUUUCAUGCUGGCUGGAGGAUUUUUUGUGCAGAAAGUCCCCAUAUUCAUAUCUUGGAUUCGCUACCUCUCCUUCAACUACCAUACGUAUAAACUUCUGCUUAAGGUUCAAUAUGAACACAUUACACGGACCAUAAAUGGAAUCACACUUGACAGUGGAUUCACAGAGGUUGCUGCUCUGCUAGCUAUGGUUUUUGGUUACCGUCUUUUGGCAUAUCUCUCCUUGCGGCGGAUGAAACUUCAAGCUGGAAAUUAAGACUAUCCAUUAAGGCACAUGUAGCAGGUCUGAGUUGGAAAUACACAUGCACUGCCAUGUGAGGAGCACUUUGUCUAAUCUUGUGUAUUACUUCAUUUAGCAUGUUAAGCAUGCAUAUGUUAUCAGAGGCACAUAA
Vigna umbellata (rice bean) is the source of this 2481-nucleotide messenger RNA. RefSeq names its product ABC transporter G family member 22-like. The record is from RefSeq and is a predicted model, not a curated record. Gene Ontology annotation, biological process: transmembrane transport. Gene Ontology annotation, molecular function: ATP binding; ATP hydrolysis activity; ABC-type transporter activity. Lineage: Eukaryota; Viridiplantae; Streptophyta; Magnoliopsida; Fabales; Fabaceae. Gene Ontology annotation, cellular component: membrane.